UUCUAGUGUAAAUUUUCGUAUUUUUAGACCUUGAUGCAGAUAAUGUUGAUUUAAAUUCGUUGAAAAUUUCUCCAGCCCCGAAAUUCGUCUGGGAGAAAAGGAAGAUGUGCACUUCCGGCUGCAGGACCUGCAAAUCUCAACCAGCUUGUGCUGGCUGUUCCCCAGCGUGCUGCGGUCCGUGUAUCAGCUACUGCAUUUUCGAUCUGGAAAGUGCCGUCUUUGAUACUCGCCACGUCUACCGGAAGGCUCUCAAGGAGCUGGCUCGUGGUUUUGGUAAGAGGAUCCCAGAUAUUUUACACGUCCAGAGUGGGCCUAUGACGACGUCGGAGAUGUCCGAACUGUUUUGCCGGAAACUCGACAUUCCGAUGAGUUGGGAAUCGUUUAGGUACGAACUUAACGAGCGGACCUCCCAACUGAUUGCAAAUCCCCCGUUUAUGGAUGGUAUCGAGCGGUUGGUCCCGCACCUGCGCAACUCCUGCCUGGAAUUGGGCCUGAUCACCUCCAGCAACGAGGUGAACUACUGCGCGAAGAUCCGCGGUCGGGAGGACUUCUUCGAGAACUUCUCCACCGUGGUCUGUGCGGAUGACCCGGAGUUGAGGGCCUACAAGCCCGAGCCCGACGUCUACCUGAUUGCCAUGUCCAGGCUGGGCGACGCUGGACCGGACUGCACCCUGGUUUUCGAUGGCACUCCCAAGGGCGUUCAGGCGGCGAGCGAUGCUCGACUGCCCGUCAUAAUGUUGGCCGACAAGGACCUGCCCUGCUGUUGGUCCGAGCUGGCCGCCUUGCGCUUCGUAGCCGCCGAACUAUCCAUUUUAAAUUUGAGAGAAUGAGCCAUUAGAGCAGAUCUAUAAGAAAACAUGUGUUUUUGUAAGCUAAUAAAAAUAAGAGGAAAUUUCUCCACAAAGGAGUGCGAUUGUGA
Messenger RNA from Drosophila erecta, 919 nucleotides. RefSeq names its product pseudouridine-5'-phosphatase. Gene Ontology annotation, molecular function: phosphatase activity. Bases 105 to 830 code for a protein of 241 amino acids. Lineage: Eukaryota; Metazoa; Arthropoda; Insecta; Diptera; Drosophilidae. The transcript is spliced from 2 exons. The record is from RefSeq and is a predicted model, not a curated record.